Rhipicephalus sanguineus (brown dog tick) is the source of this 8454-nucleotide messenger RNA. RefSeq names its product protein dopey-1. Gene Ontology annotation, biological process: Golgi to endosome transport. The record is from RefSeq and is a predicted model, not a curated record. Gene Ontology annotation, cellular component: trans-Golgi network; endosome. The transcript is spliced from 34 exons. Lineage: Eukaryota; Metazoa; Arthropoda; Arachnida; Ixodida; Ixodidae. Bases 35 to 7078 code for a protein of 2347 amino acids.
GAAAUGUGCAGCUUUGGGCCUUGACACUUCAAACAUGGGCUCGGUGGUUUUAGAAGAGUACGAGCUGCUGGGUGACCCCAAGUACCGUGCCUAUGUCACGGCCAUCGACAAAGCUCUGAAAAGCUUUGAUAACACCAGUGAAUGGGCUGACCUCAUUUCAGCCCUUGGGAAGCUGAAUAAGGUGAUAUCCAGCCACCUCAAGUACCAGGUGGUGCCCCGGCGUCUGACCAUCAGCAAGCGGCUGGCACAAUGUAUGCACCCAGCGCUGCCCAGCGGUGUCCACCUCAAGGCCCUGGAGUCGUACGACCUCAUCCUGAGGGCAGUGGGACCCCAAAGGCUCGGCCAAGAGCUCUUUUUGUACGGUGCUGGCCUUUUCCCACUCCUGGCGCACGCUGCCAUGAAUGUGCGGCCCGCGCUUCUGAGCCUCUACGAGACGCACUUCCUUCCACUGGGCGAGCGUCUGCGGCCAGGACUGAAUGGGUUCCUCAUCGGCGUCCUGCCGGGUCUGGAAGAGGGUUCGGACUACUACGAAAGGACAGACAAGCUGCUUCUCGAUGUGUGUGUAGCAGUCGAGAAGAGUUACUUCUAUGGCAGCCUGUGGAAGUGUGUCCUAUGUAACCCAGGCAUCCGUCAGGCAGCCAUCAACUUCAUUGUCUCCCAUUACAACCGUCGACUUAGCAUGGAGGACCAGCUAUAUGUCAUUGGCACCGACAUUGACUGCAUGGUCCAGGCACUGUGUGCUUCGCUUCAGGACUCGAGCAUCCUGGUACAGAGGAGCACACUGGAGCUCCUUCUUCUGGGUUUUCCCUUGCACAACUGUACAUUGGUCUAUGCUGACAGGGUCCGUGUUUGUACAGCAGCUCUGGGCGUCCUGCUUCGGAGGGACAUGUCGCUGAACCGGCGGCUGUUUGCCUGGCUGUUUGGAAGUGAUGGCUCAUCAACUGUCAGCGUCGUGCCACCGCCAGAGUCUGCAGGAUCGUCUGAGCCGUCGUCAUCUCCUGUCCCCGACUCUCCAGAGCCUACGCAUGCAACCUACUUCCACUUGCAUUCGAGUACCCUCCUCUUGGAUGCCAUUAAGUGCUUGUUCAGUCCUUCAACAUCCAGGUCACCAGUUCUCAGCAGCAACUUCUCAGUCUUUUGGCCAUAUAGGAUUCUCGUCUCCUUGCUGGACAAACCUGAAACAAAUUUCAUACUGGACGAUAUUCUCAUUGAUGUCUUCAGGUCCCUGUAUAUUGAGUGCAACCUGGGGACAGUGACCAAGUCCCAUCAGGAAAAGCAAGCCAAUCGAAGCAACUUUGAGCUGAUCAAGACAGCCAAUCUGCUGUUCAGCUCCCUGGAGCCAAACUAUCUCUGGGAGUACGUGCACAAGUGCUUUCAGGGUGCUUGUGAGCGUGCUUCGUCAUCUGCAGCAAAGGUGCCUCCCAAGGCAAAGUGCAGUGAAGGGAACAAGGUGGCUCAUGUUGGUGCUGGACAGCCAUCGCUGCUUGAAGUGUGUGUCCUUUCAGAGUUUCUGCUGGAAGUCAUCUCAUUGGACACAUAUGUGGAAACAGACAACCUCCCAGCACUCCUGCAGAAAGUCGCAAAAGAUUUAGAGCAGUACUGUAGCUCGCUCUCACCUGAAGAGCUCAACGGUGCUCUGCUUCUUUGUUCGAGACUUCUCUCCAAGGUGCAGCCGACCACCAUGCAACCCCACUCUUCGGGCAUGGAGCCAGCCUGCUCUCCUGCCGAUUCGCACAUUACCAGUCGCCAACAGACAUCGGAAAAGCUGUCAACGUCUUGUGAAGAGGAACUGUCUCUGGCAAAUCUCAUUUCCAGUUGCACAUCGUCCUUUCAGCAUCUGUUUCUCCGCUUUGUUGAGCUUUGGGUGCUCUCCGAUGCCGGUGCUGUCUUGAACCAGUUUGCCACUGCACUUGUCUCCAAGAGAGCCAAGAAAGAUGACAGGGAGAAAGAACUGCAUGGGCUGUUGCAGCAGUGCUUGCUUCAGGAGGAAGGUGGUGACCCGUACCAAAGCAUCGAGCUGCCACAAGUGCCACCCAGGCCACUGGAGAAUGUGGAAAUUCCGCAGAUUAAGCUGCAAGUGCAGCCUUGUUUCAGCAAGCUGAAGGAUACUUACGCUACCCUCUGCCAGCUUCUUGUUGAGCUGUCCUCAUUUCCAGCAUCUCUGGGAACACUCAAGGCCAUCUUCUUUGAUGCGGACUCUCCACGUAGCGCAGAUGAAGAAUUCCUCCCCAACUGGCUACGACAAUUGCUCAUGAUGUCCUGCUUCGCGGAAGACCGUGACCUUCUGUUGCAGACCCUUGCCACUGUGCUCGAUUUGCUGGGCCUUGCCAGAACAGCCGCUGUCGCCCUAGAGCCAUCGUUGCGCGAUGGAAGCCGUGCUCUUUCUCCAGGCAGCCAGGCCACCCUGGCGAUGGUGGUCGUUCCAAUGGUGCGACCUGGAGACUUGCGUGCAAUUCUGGAACGGACACGCUUUGUGAGCCUGGCUGCGGGCCGCCUCUGGGGCCUGCUGGAGCCAGGGGCCAGUGAGCUGCACCUACGAUCUGUGGAGCUGUUGCAACUCCUAAACAAUCUGACGCCCGAGCAGGACGGUUCCUGCGAAGACGUCCUGUGCCGGGCACUGGCCAGUGAGAAUGACCAGGAGCAAACAGAUGCCCAGAAAAGGUUUGCCAUCCUCUGGCAUCUGAGCAGAGACCUCAAGUUCAAGUCUACUCCAUCGAACCUUGUUCGUCCAUUUGACAGGUGCCUGUUCCAGAUGCUGCACAGCCUGAGCAGGCCUUCUGGCAUGCAAAGGGCUGCCGCCCAGGUCUGGCUGAAUCACUCGCUCAUGCGAGGCGACCUGGCUCGGCUCUUGGAGCCCUCCAUGAUGGUGCUUCUGCACCCAGACACUGCUCGCAUUUCAGUGCAGCACGUGAGCGUGCGAGCAGGAGCUGCCACCGCAACAGCUGCGGUGACUGCGGAUGCCGCCCCGGCCAACACCCACGACGACGCCAAUGCGGAGGGCCGCAUCUUCGCCAUCAGCAGCGUUGGUGGAAAUGUCAUUUACCACGUGGACAAGACCAAGGCAACCGCUCUUACUGCUGGCAACACUAGCGCCGUCGCACCCUUGAACCCCGAGAGAAAAGUGCUGGCGCUGACCUCCAUUGUAGGACCUGAGAAGGGAAAUGGUUCAAAGGUUGUGACUCGCAGUUCAAACGUAGAUGUGGAGUUUCCCCCAGCACUCGAAUCUUUGCAUCAAAUGUCAUUGUUCGUCAAUCCAUUUGGUUCGCUGACCUCACUGGGAAGCGACUACGGUCUGGACUCAUACAGCUACGACCCUCCCGACCUCUCUAACGCAACGCGGAUUGAUGGCGCCUCCCUGCGCAAGAGUUCAUUCGACGAGUCGGACGACCCAAGCUCCAAGGAGGACUUUUCGCACACCGUGGUGCGAUCGAUACUCGACGAGAUACUUGACCUCGCCACUUCGUCAGAACUCAAGGAGCCCCUUGAAAGCACUUCCCAGAACUUGUUCGGCGACGACGUGGCUCGACUGGAAGCCACUUCCAACACUCCUUCGGGACAGCUCACCUCUCACCCCCUGCACACCCACCUCCUGUUGUACUGCCAAGUGUUCGAUUCGCAAAAGACUCUGUAUGCACUCACGGUGUUGAAGACAAUUAUCGAGUCAAACCCGCGUGUAGCACUGUGCAGUAUGGCGACCACGAGUGUGAGUAGCUCGUUGUCGCAGCGUGGCGCACAGCUUCAGACUUUGCUCGCCCGUCACCGCAAAUCUGUCUUUGGCAACAACUUCCACGGCGAGCUGGCACCAGAGGCACUUUCGGGCUACCGCAGCAGCAUGUUUCUUGAAGUUCUGGUAUCGGCCUGCUUAUACUUUGUGCGAAGCUACUACCCAAGUCUGCCACAGACACACUUAACCCCGGCCGAGCUCUCGGGAAACCGGGACGUGAGGUUACUCUGUUGCGAGCUGUUGCGUCUGGUUUUCUCCGAGCUCGUUGCAGUUGUGCGGGACAGUGGCCGCAGUUUUGCCAUCUACCUCAACGACCUUCUCACUCGAUGCAAAGUGCAGAAGGCCCUUCUGCACUGUCUUGUAGCAUCUGUGUAUGGCUUCCAGAAACCAUCCUCGGAGAAUGACAAUGCCUUGACGGUUGGCAUCAUUGAGUUCAAUGAGAAGAUACCCGCUGGGGAGGGUUUGGCAGAGGACUUCCAGGAAACCUUCCAGGUUUACUUGCUACAGCUGAUUGCAGCACUUAUUGUACUUGAGGAGAGAGUCACUUCCCAUAUAGGAGAGGACGGCCAUCCUGGUCACAAGCCUGUCGCUGAGAAGGCAGCACCCAAGAUGCGUUUUCAGCCACAGAUGUCCACUCUGCGAUACCAACACAAUGUGCCCAUCCCUUGCCAGGCUAUGUUUGGCACAGCCCUGCUGACUGCACUGAGGCAGCAGCACAAGGCUCACUUGCACGCCCACUGGAUGAGCCUGGUGAUGUGUGCGCUGCCCUUUGCGGGCAAGUCUCUCACCCAGCUGGUGCUCUCGGUGGCCAGCCAGGUGUGCUCCAACCUGGAAGUGGCCGUGGCUGCACCAAGCGCACCCAAUAGUACCCUGGAACUGGAGGGCAUGUCUACCUACCCGCCCGACUACCUCACUUUGCUCGUGGAAGGACUGACACUGCUGUGCCAUUAUUGCCUGCUAGACAGUGCCGCACCUGCGGCUGUGACUCCCGUGACCCAACAGCCACCUCCUGCUCCGCAGGCACUUGCUACCAGUGCCAAUGUGUCGCAGAUCAUCUACAACCUUAUCCAUGUGUUCUCCAACACUGACCCACACAAGGACUUGCAUGCUCGCGAGAGUGGAGGCAGCCUGGACCCCAUCCUUUCAACGCGCCGCACUCUUCUGAGCAACCUUCCUCGCCUGCUGGCUGCCCUUGUGUCCGUCUGGGAGGCUGUUUCCCGAGAAGAGAAGGACCCAUUUCAGCAGAGCCCCAAGCUGGCACAGUUGUGGGUCAUGGGUGCACCCAAGGUUGUGAAGCAGCACAUCUUGAGCUUCUUGAGUCCCAUCUCCAUGACCUACGGCUCCAACUUCAUGGCAGCCGUUGCCGUUGUGUGGUACGAGCGAAGAAAGAAGAACGCAUCUGUUCAACGCAAGGUGAUCCCCCAGUGGAGUCCUGACCAGCUUCUGCUGGUGGAACUGGUGUCAGCCAUCAAGGUUCUCCCCAUGGACAGUGUGGUCCAGGUUGUACGGCAGGUCAUUCGCCAGCCACCUCCAACCAACCAUGACCGUAAGAAGCGGGUUCCCCUGGAAGUGAGCAUGCUGCAGUUCUUCCUGGCCUACGUGCAACACACUCCAGGCACCCAGCUGCAAGAGUCGUGGAGCUCCCUGCUGGGUCUCUGGAAGGACGGCCUGCAGCUUACAGCCAUGCCCCUGGUUCAGUUCCACCUGCUUGGGCUGCUCCACGAGUUUGUUCAACGAGCACCCUUGCUUGAGGACAAAAAGGACCAGAAGGAUUUGCAGGACAUAACUCAGAAAGUGAUAGAGGCAUGCAGUACGGUGGCAAGUGCCAGCUUGGAGCAGACAACGUGGCUUCGUAGGAACCUUGCCGUUCGGCCAGGUCCUCAGCCUGACAUCAUGGGUAGUGAUGCUGACGCUGAAGGAGACAUGGUUACAGCGGGUGAAGGUGUCGUUGUCAAUGACGCUGACACACCCGAACAAGUGGCUGGCCAGCCAGCAUAUAAUCCUACGUCCUAUGCCCAGUACAGCGUUCAAGCGCUGUCUGUCCUAGCAGAGUUUUUAUCUCCAGUGCUUGAUGUUGUCUAUGUGAGCGAAGAGAAGGAAAAGGUCGUCCCACUCCUGAGUGGAAUUAUGUUCUACGUCACACCAUACCUCCGAAACCACAGGGUGCACAAUGCACCCAGCUUUCGGGCCUGCUCGCAACUGGUGUCGAGCCUGUCGGGUUACCAGCACACCCGCAAGGCGUGGCGGCGUGACGCACUGGAGCUGCUGCUUGAGCCGGCCUUCUUCCAAAUGGACCUGGCCUGCCUUGCUCACUGGCGUGCCACGGUGGACCACCUCAUGACGAAUGACAAAACCACCUUCAGGGACUUCAUGGCCCGUUUUGCGGUGGCACAGAGUGGCUCGUUGAACAUCUUCAGCAGCAAGGAGCAAGAAUAUGAGGUCCGGGCGCAGCUGCUGAAACGGCUAGCCUUUGUCCUUUUCUGCAGCGAGUCGGACCAAUACCAGCGCUACAUGCCAGACAUCCAGGAGCGGCUCGCGGAAAGCCUCAAGCUGAGCCACGUGCCAAGCGUACAUGCGCAGGUGUUCCUCUGCUUCCGAGUGCUGUUGCUGCGAAUGUCAUCGCAGCACAUCACUUCUCUCUGGCCGGGUAUCAUCACUGAACUGGUUCAGGCUUUCCUCCAAAUAGAACAAGAGCUGUCAACAGACACGGAGGAGUUCAGACGGAACCCAAGCUCGCACCUGCGCAGGCUACAGGGCCUAGACAGCAGCUGGGCAGUGAGCAACGGACUCAAUGCCCACAACCACCCGGCUUGGCUGCAGCUUUAUCUGUCAGCCUGCAAGCUCCUCGACCUGGCUGUUGCCCUUCCUGCCGACAUGCUGCCCCAGUUUCAGAUGUAUCGGUGGGCAUUCAUUGGCGACAAUGCCCCAUUGUCGCAUGAUGGCACCCAGUCCCAGCAGGAGUCGCUGCCCAAGGGCCAGCACGAAUUUGUGCCUCACAUUGUCCGGCUCGCUGCGCUCAUGAACAAGAAUAAUCCAAAUAACGAGAACCUUCACUACAAAAACGGGCGACCGCUGCUCAGCCUGACCUCCAUCAAGUCAUUCUACGACCUCCAGGGUUUCUUCAACAGCCUCGUUAGUGGGUCUAACAACAAUGUCGACGUUCAUUGUGCCUUUGAGAACACUGCAUCCAACGCUCGCUCCAGCGAGCUGUCAAAGUCUCGCUCGGCCCCCGAGCUUGCAACCAUGGCACUGGGAACCCAAGUGCCGGCACCAGAAGACACGGUCUUUCAGACAACCCUUCAGUGCGUGGAGCACAUCCUUGAACUCGAUUUCCUGGAGCCGCGCCAGUCGUGACACAACCGCAGAAACGUUAAUACUACGACGCGAGUUACUCACCUAGGUGAAGAGCAUGCAGUUUUUCCUGUUUAUUUUUUUUUCUUUUUAACUACUACUACUGCACCUAGCUUUCUCGGGUCCAUGGAUUGUAGGGCUUUCUUGGAGUUGCACAUUAGCUAGUCAGACAUUAGUUUCAUGUCCCACUCAAUUGCGUAAAUUUUAUACUGUAAAUAACUAUAUGUAUGUAUCUUCGUUAUUGAAUGUGACAAUGCCUCACAGUGGGAUAACAUGAACUGUGCCACAUGCCACGGGGCAUAUUUUUUUAUUGUCAUUGAUAUGAUGUACCAGUAUGUUAAGUCGCAACACGACGUAAUCUGUUCUGCCCGAUUGUGAUAAUUGCGUAUGUACUACUUUGCAUCGGAUAAAGCUUUGCGGCACUUGAUGAGGCUUUGAUGAUGACUGGCUCUUGAGUACAUCUAAACUUGACAGACAAUGCAAAAGGGGGCUUGCUGAUGGUGGGUAAAGCUCAGGAAUUAACCAGUCGAUAAACCUUUUCUCAAUUAAUUAUUGACAUUGCCUGUUUGUAAAAUGUGUGUUACUAACAGCUAACUACGAUGGAAUGCCUUUACAACCACAAAGUGAUGUGCCGCAGAAUCGCAUGGGUCGGUGCAAGCAGUGCAGCGAGAUUUGUUUCGCCACAGUUUUCAGUUUGUGGUGUCCCUAACGUUUUAACUUGUUACAUAUGUACAUGCAAAAGCUGUUGUGUGGCGAAGGAAUUUUUAUAUGUUCUGCAACAUUGCAGUUUCUUUUUUUUUUUUCAUGUGGUUGAACUACAUACAUUUAAAAAAAAAAAUCCAGAAACUGAGUCGUUUUUAUUAUUACAGUACGAAUGUUAUGGUGUCACCAGUUAUGCAAGCAAAAAAAUAUAUAUAUAUACACCCAAUGUUCUUUUGUUGACUGCAUAGGUGGAAAAUGUAUAUUUUGCUACGUUAAAUAUAUUUGCCGAGAUCCUGCAAAGUCAAUCUGCCUUCUCCAUCAUUUCAAUUUUUUGUGUUCACUGUUGCCAUUGUGAGAAUGUUUCAGCUUGGGACAAGCCUUGAUUUUAUUCAGACAUAUAUGUUAAAAAAAGAAAUAAAAAAAACUAGUGGUGCCUUGUGGUAACCACUGAAGUGAUUUGAUCGAAUUUUUUGUUGAGAAGUAAAUAGGAACUUCACUGGAUGUUUUACUUAUAAGCAAGAAGUUUUGUCCAAGGUUUUAACAUUUUUCUUAAUUAAGGACUUGCAAAUGUUAGAUUCAUUAGAAAUUGAGACAUGAAGUUAAAUGUUUCAAUAUGCCCAAAGUAGCAUAUCUAAACUUGACAAUGCAAAGGGGGCUUACUGAUGGUGGGUAAGGGU